Messenger RNA from Ramularia collo-cygni, 672 nucleotides. RefSeq lists its product as uncharacterized. The record is from RefSeq and is a predicted model, not a curated record. The coding region runs from base 1 to 672 and encodes 223 amino acids. Lineage: Eukaryota; Fungi; Ascomycota; Dothideomycetes; Mycosphaerellales; Mycosphaerellaceae. The transcript has a single exon.
AUGGAGAAUUCGCCACUUGCGAAGCUUCCGGCUGAGCUACUCAACGACAUCGUCGAGAUGGCUCUUACGCAUAAUGAGGUAGUUCUCUCGGGUUCUCGGAAGAUGCCGAAUGCUGCGUCUUUGCUGCAGACCUGCAAGACGAUGCGCGAAGGCUAUUCAACCAUGUUCUUUAGUACCAACGACUUCAUCUACUGUCCCAUGAGUACCGACUGCCUGAAAGACAUCUCCCGCUUCGAGGAUGUCAUUGGGCCAUCCAAGGUUGAGGCUAUGGGCUCCAUGGUCGUUCUCAUGCGGGUACCAGCUUACAAGGAAGGAGCUCCCCCCAUUGCCAGGGCUAUUAAGGCGUUCUGUAACGCCAGAGAGAGACCCUCCAUUCCAGGAUCAAAGCUUUCUAUUUCGGGCGUCUUUCUAGAACUGACAUACGACAACGUCAGUUUUCGCCGUUUCUUCAUCGACCUACAGCAUCCCUCGGAUUCCAUUUUCCCAAUCAUCAGAGACAUUCGCAAGGAGCAGGAUGACACGUAUAGCCGCGCGGUGGAGAAAGAAAAAGUCUCGCAAGUCGAUGAUCACUGGCUCAGAAUUAAUCAGUACUCGGAUCUUCAGGACGCGUUGGGCGAUCUCGACGAUACUGUGCGUAGCGUAUAUUAUUCGCUCGCAAGUGACGGCAAGUGA